AUGGAAGACAUUGACGAUGACUACUUCUCCGACGAUCUCGAUGCUCUGCCGCCGGGUACGUUGUACGAGCUCGAGCAGCAUGCCUACCAGGCGACCCAAGGCCAGGCGGCUCAACAACUGCAGGGAAGAGCGUUAGAUACCUCUGAGCCCGUGCACUCGAGGCAAAAUGCUGCCAGCUUGAAGCCACCGCCGCGUCUCCAUACUGGUUUGACUAACGAUUAUGAUACGCUUGAAGUGGGAGAGCUGGAAGCUGAGGUUCACGAUAAUGUGGACGGACAACAAGCAUUCGUUCAGGCUCCUUCGCUGGCGGUCUCGAAUGAUGUGUGGACCGCUCACGGCGGAGACGGUGCGAUGGACAUUGACCAAGAUUACGGCCAGGCGCAAUCGUACGAGAUCAAGGCGCGUAUGCAGCAGCUCGAACAAGAAAAAGAGCAGAUGCGACGAGAACUUGCUGAAGCAAGAGCACAGGCCGAAACGAAAGCUGGAGAGAUCGCGAUCAUUCGCUCCAAACAAAGUCGAAUGGCGGAGGAAUAUGAUCGACAACUUGCUGCGCUGAGAAAGGCCAUGGCUGACCAAGAAAAUACUCAUAAAGAAGCCGUCGACGCGGCCAUGUCCGAGGGCAAAAUGCUCGCGACUGAGAAUUUGUUUCUUCAGCAUGACCUCGCCGAAGAAGUUCAUCAGCUCCGAAGUUACAAGACGAAACACCGGGCCCCAGAGAAAGUGGCACCUGUCACACCCAAAAAGUCGCGAAUCCUUCCAUUUCGUGACGGAUUCGACGAUGAAGAGAUCGCCGUUGUUUCGCCGAGUAAGUCGGCGGCACGGUCAAAACGAGGCACACCUACUGUUCCUGGGAAACGGAAACGACAAGCAAGUGUCGACAGUCCAGCUCCAUUACAACUGAGUCCUGCUGGAGAGGUCAACAUGAUGGAUGCCCCUACCGAUACCUCAGGGACGGUCUUCGAUGACCAGUCCAGACCACGAGACACAAAAAACUCUACCCAGAACCAUCUCAUCAAGCGAAUCUUCAGCCAUCGGAUGCUUCCCGAUCAGGAAACCGAUAUUGAGGCCUUUGCCAAGAUCUACUUCCCAUCUGAGCCCCAUAAGCCUGUUUCUGGUUUAAUUAUGGACGAGUUAGCUCGGGUAGACAUGGGAGAUUUCUUGCUCGAAUAUAUGUACACAAUUGGGCAGCUAUGGCGCCGGGCACUCACUGAGCGAUUCUAUGGGCCAGUGCCACGAUUCAUGUCCAUCACUCGAUUCGUCCUCAUGAUGGACGUCGCCCCUCUCCCUGGCCUCGUAAGUGCUCUGGUCGGCGUGCUUCAAGACUCGGUUGAAGUGAAUGCCGUCCCGCGAUUCAAAUACUCGCCAGCAGCUCGAGAAAAAGCUCGGAUCCCUCGAGCCACACCUCAAUCCGAUCUGCAUCUUGAAGUCGACUCGACCGAAGCACUUCGCUUGCUAUACUACAUGUCAUCCAGGUUGCUGCAUGUGAAAGGGGCCCUGGAUGAUCUGUGGGCAAACAUCCGUUAUACUUUCAUCCUCGUGAUGUUACACGGUUCACAGCCACUCAAAGAUAUCAUGGUGAUCUUGCCGUUCCUAUCUACAAGCAUACGUGCAGCCUCGUUCGGCCCGAUUUUGCCAUCCGAACAAGACCAAGCAGAUGUCCAGAAAUGGAUCAUCGACCGACUCUCAUUCAUGCUCAGUGAGCCGGUCACGCCAGACGAAGGUUGCGAUCCCUACACGGUACACGAAGUCUGUGCAAUGCGGCUCGAAGUGCUCCUCUUGUUGGAGAGUUUGGCAUUCAACCCUCCAGCUCCGUCAAAGGACCACGCCAGUGUCAUUCUCGCGACGCAUCCCACGGCCUUGCCACGUCUAUUCAGGUCGAUGCAUGAUGAGCUAGACGCGCUCUACUCCUCGCCCCCCGAACAAGAAUUUCGCGUGGCAAUGGUCAAUGGGCUGAUGCGCCUGAUUUUCGGUGUCAUGCGUCGCCAUGGACCACUUAUCAACAUGCAGGAGAAACUGGCAUCCGUGUCGGGGAGUAAGCAAAAGCACCUGGUAGUUCUCACGCGCCUGGCGUUCUGCGACGGGUCUGUCCUCGAAGCCGGCAUUGACGAUGAAACGGUGGACAUGGCACACGAGCUCUUGGAAGAAUGGACAAAUCCUCAAGAGGCUGAGUCAUUGGCUGAGGCAUUUCCGAGUUCACGACGGGAUUAA
Molecule: messenger RNA, 2208 nt
Organism: Penicillium diatomitis
Lineage: Eukaryota; Fungi; Ascomycota; Eurotiomycetes; Eurotiales; Aspergillaceae
Exons: 2
Coding region: 1-2208 (735 amino acids)
Source: RefSeq, a predicted model, not a curated record